AUGGGCCAACGCCUAAAUGACAUAAUGAGGGACUGCCCAGCUAUAACCGUGGAAAACACCCAAUUCCUUCUCAACCAACACAACGCCCUCCCUCGCCUAGCCGACUCUUUUGCGCCUCGCAAGGAGAACUGCUCAAAUAUUCACCAGCCGCUGACGCUGUACCCUGGAAGCGUCGGAGGACUACCCGUGAACAUGGACCCCAUGAAAGUAGGACUGAAGGACUACCUCGUCGUUGGUAGCCUUACCGGCUUCGUGAGGAUGGCUUGGAUGCAUUUCGCCGCUUGGAAGCAAGAGGAUCUAACAUAUUGGGAAUCGUAUGCUACGUGGGCCGUUUCCAGCGCUUUCGUUAUCCUCGUGUACGCUAUCGGAAUGUGGACCUAGAGAUCAAGGCUAGGAACGCGGCGAGAGUAGUGCUGGAUUUGCACGGGAUUGCUGCGGCUAUGUUUUCAUACGGACCGCACUGGGAGCGGAGCUGUUCACUGAAGACAACCGCCCCCACACAAGGAGACAUAGUUCUACGACUAGGUCCGCGGCAAACCGGCACGGAAUGGGUAUAAUCCUCCAACUCGUUCAGUUCAAACGUAUUCGAUAAUGGCCGCUCGAGCCGAUGGGUGUUCACGCAAAUGGCAAGCGAUUUCGAACCAACACAAUGCCACCGCUCUUCAUGUCAUUAUCAACGU
This is a messenger RNA of Trematosphaeria pertusa, 680 nucleotides long. RefSeq lists its product as uncharacterized. Lineage: Eukaryota; Fungi; Ascomycota; Dothideomycetes; Pleosporales; Trematosphaeriaceae. The record is from RefSeq and is a predicted model, not a curated record. The coding region runs from base 1 to 381 and encodes 126 amino acids. The transcript has 2 exons.